This is a messenger RNA of Dothidotthia symphoricarpi CBS 119687, 597 nucleotides long. RefSeq lists its product as uncharacterized. The record is from RefSeq and is a predicted model, not a curated record. The transcript has 2 exons. Bases 65 to 313 code for a protein of 82 amino acids. Lineage: Eukaryota; Fungi; Ascomycota; Dothideomycetes; Pleosporales; Dothidotthiaceae.
AUGUCCGAUGCCGAUAAGAUCCGUGCAAAGCGCCUUGCAAAGCUAGGCGGUCCUGCGGCUUCAAAUGCUCCCUCACGGCCACCUUCAACCACUCCCGAAGCCGCAUCAUCGAGCACUUCAUCGCCCAAGCCUACCCAAUCACAAGUACCACCACCGCCGAAGCCCCAAACUGAGCUCAUGUCGUCCCCAAAUCCAUUCUCCUAGUUGGGUGUUAAGACCGACGAGCCCCCCAAAAAGUGCAUCACCAUCAAAGCCAUGCAGCCACGAAGCAAUGACCCAACACCCCAGCCUGCUCAGAAGGCGCCGGAAUUGAGCAUAGAAGCGUGGGAGGAUCGGAAACUCAACAACAUCUUCAGAAUAACACUGGAGGAGAACCAUACGUAACAUGCACAUAGGUAUAAGCUGUACUUUGUCUCAGGCGCCAAGGGCAACCUUGCGGAUGAGGGCAGCCCAUCCGCUUGUCAACAGAUAUGACGCUAACAAACACUAACACACAUAUCGGCGACAUACUAAAUUCAACAAAGAUCCUGUGCUCGUUAUAUCGCUAAGCGACUAGUGUUGCUAUCAGAAUUAUUCUUUGAUCGAACUUAGUAAGAG